Messenger RNA from Geodia barretti, 813 nucleotides. The record is from the annotation of a GenBank genome assembly. Lineage: Eukaryota; Metazoa; Porifera; Demospongiae; Tetractinellida; Geodiidae.
AUGCCCACCAUCCAGCGCGAACACGCCCAGCUGCACUACUACCUCGACGACUUCACCGACCCUUGGCGCCGGUCCCCGGACGCCAUCGUGCUUCAGCAUGGGUUCUCCCGCAAUGGCAACUUCUGGUACAACUGGCCGCCCCUGCUGGGCCGGGAGUACCGGGUCAUCCGGCCCGACCUGCGCGGCAUGGGCGCAUCCACCGCCGACGCCGAGCACUACCAGCCCACCCUGGACGUCCUGAUGGACGACCUGCUGGCCAUACUGGACCACGAGGGCGUCGAGAAGGCAGUCUACGUGGGCGAGUCCUUCGGCGGCAUCAUGGGGAUGCAGUUCGCCCACGAUCACCCCGACCGGUGCCGGGCCCUGGUGCUUUGCAACUCGCCUUGCCGCCUGUCACGCCGGGAAAGCCAAACCCCCGGGGGCAGUUGGCUGGCGACGAUGGAGCAGGGUGGCAUCGGGGCGUGGAGCGCGGCCACCAUCAACUUUCGCCUCGAUAUGCGCCACGCCGAUGAGGGCCUGAAGGACUGGUACAUCGCCGAGAUGGACAAGACCAACCCGGAGUUCGGCCAGGCCCUGCACCGCUACCUUGACAGCCUGGAUUUCGGACCGCACCUCAAGGACAUCACUGUGCCCACCCUGCUGCUCACCGGCGACGAAUCCCCAACCACCAGCAUGGAGCAGCAGCAGUUCAUGGCCGCCGAAAUACCCAACAGCGAACUAACCGUCUAUCCCGGCCUGGGCCACGGUAUCAACGCCAUCUAUCCGGAGUGGUGCGUGGACAGGAUGCGGGAGUUUUUGGGGCUGCAGUCCUGA